UCUAAAGCUAUAAGACAUUUGUCAUUAAAAUUAUUAGUGAAAACGUAUUGCCACAGAUUCUUGGUGCAAAUUUUUUCCCAUUGUUGAUGAAGAUUCUAGCCACCUCAGUAUUUACUUCACUUAAGCACUAAAGCCCGAGAAGAUCUGUAUCUCGUGACUUAUUUUGAGUGAGUUUGUAAAGAAAAUAUUGUGGGACACGCCGCAUAACAUCCAUGCAUUCGAAAUAGACUAUUCGACGCGAUGGAGGACCUGGCAUGGGGGCGGGAGGAGGGCACGCCUGACCUACUGACGGAGGCCUUCAAAAGGCUGGUGGACCAGAACCUGCAGGGGGCGGUGCUGCUCAGGGAGGAGCUGAUGCUGGAGACAUGCCUACGAGGCGACGCUACUGCCAGGUUACGCGUGUGCGAGCAGACGCUGCAGCGGCAGCCUGAUGCUGCAGGCCUGCAGAUGCAGCAGCUGCUGCAUCGUCUGCAGGAAUGUCAUGCCCGGCAGCAACCUCUGCACGAGUGCCUUAUGAGCCUGGAAGCGCUGGCGCGCAUACGUCCUCCGACGACGGCGGACGCCGCGACACUGACCACCCCACACGCGGGCACCCCCCUGCUGGCGCUCCCCCUCCCCGCCCUGCACAGGCUGGUGGGGCUGGGGCUCACGAGCUGGACGGCCAUCAGCAGCUGUUUACCACAGCACCCGAGCGUGACCAAGUCUCUGCUGCAGGAGGUCCUUACGACCAUCACGGCGCUGCCUGUUCCUGCUGGCACUCAGGGACAUCAGCAUGCCAUUGCGAAGGGCAGUGCCACUACGCCACUACAGAUGCAUGGCACUGCCACAAAGAGUGCCACUUGUCCACCACUAAGAAUUGACGGCAGUGACACCAAAAGUGCCACUUUUCUAUCACUACAAAUGCAUGGCAGUGCCACCAAGAGUGCCAGCGUAGAGGCACCUGUCGAGCUCUGUCUUGCCCUCAUAGGUGCCGCCUUUGGGACCCCGGCGCUGCCGAAUCCCAGAUUACAAAACCUGGCUAAAAAAAUCCUGCAAAUUCUCACCAUCAAAAUUUUCAAGUUUGUCCUCAAGCUCUGCGAUCCCGUCGAUGGAAGUGAUCUAGCCAAGGGCGAUCCAGCGAUAAUUGUGCCGCAAGCAAACGUCGAUAAAACGAUCAACGAUCGACCUGUGGAUGAGUCCAGCGAUCGAACCUUGAUCGAGCCAACGCAGUGGGAGGACUGCGCCCUGGUGCAGUUCUACGAUCUACUGCUGCAGGGGGUAGACCAGGUGAUCUACUGCUGCAGGGGGUAGACCAGGUGAUCUACUGCUGC
Molecule: messenger RNA, 1310 nt
Organism: Hyalella azteca
Lineage: Eukaryota; Metazoa; Arthropoda; Malacostraca; Amphipoda; Hyalellidae
Exons: 6
Coding region: 241-1290 (349 amino acids)
Source: RefSeq, a predicted model, not a curated record